UGGCGUUGCAUUCUUACAGGUGGUGAAGACGGGACAGGCGAAGUUGUUUACUGUUUUUUACUAUCAAACAAUCUGACGCGGUCACUAUGAUGCUACUGUAAAACUGAAUGGACAAUACUUAGGAAGAGAAAUUACAAAGUAAAAUGUGAAGCCAGUCAUACUUUGGCCUCACAACAAAACAACAAUAGUUCAUAUUUAAAUGAAACAACAGCCUGUUUUUUAGUGUUGCCUGCUAACGUUAGCCGUGUUGUUGUGAGACUAGUUAGCUAGCAGCUAGUUCUGUGAGCAAAAAAACAAAUAACAUUCUGAGCAACAAGUGGAACGAUAAGUGCAUUAUAUGACAUGGAUAUGGACUACUUCAAGGACUUGCUUCAACGGCAUCGGGGAGUGUAACUUCAACAAGUCUGCAGGAGCACUUUUACCCCGCUGCAACGUCGGCUCACACAACAAAAUAUCAACUAUGGUGGAGGUUUUCUAAAGUAAGAUCAAGCUGAAUAACUUCAACUUAGGAUUCAAAUACUUCUAUUUAGAGCUGACCUUUUCUCUGAUAACAUGGGCGGAGUGUGCUUGUGCUUUUUAUGGACUUGCAGACCGGUGUGGCCACUUUUUAUUAUUCUGGCUACAAUACCGUGUGUGUUGUACUGCUCAGAGAGUCCUGCAGCUGUCGUUGGCAAAAUGUAUCCACGGGGCAACCACUGGGCAGUAGGUCAUUUGAUGGGAAAGAAGAGCAUCGAGAGCCUACCUGAACUGCAGGAGACAAACCAUGACAGUGACUACCUCACACCCUUAGAAACAGUUGGGGUCACAGAGCGACUGAUGGAGGCACUGAUGCAACAAAAGAACCAGGAACAGACGACGCCACAGACUGCAGACCGGCUGCUUCGGCUGCAGAGCAGCUGGAGAGAAGAGGACAGAGACAAAUAUCUCAGAGAGAUGUCCAAGCUUCUUCUUCUGGCUUUGAAACUGCAAGACAAUGAAUCCACCUGAAUGCAAGACAGUCAUCAUUAUCAACUAAACGUGCUGUAAUCACAUAUUCACACUGUAUAUUUUUUUCUGCUGUUAAGAGUAUGCUGGAAAGCAAAUAUAAGUUUAUUUUAUCAGUAAUUUAAUAUUUCUAAUAUGCAUCAUGCAGCAGUUUGAUUACAUACUGACAGGAUAAGGUUAUG
Messenger RNA from Perca flavescens (yellow perch), 1166 nucleotides. It is a transcript of the gene grp, whose product is annotated as gastrin-releasing peptide. Gene Ontology annotation, molecular function: neuropeptide hormone activity. Gene Ontology annotation, biological process: neuropeptide signaling pathway. Bases 553 to 987 code for a protein of 144 amino acids. The transcript is spliced from 4 exons. The record is from RefSeq and is a predicted model, not a curated record. NCBI's taxonomy places the organism in Eukaryota, Metazoa, Chordata, Actinopteri, Perciformes, Percidae.